This is a messenger RNA of Laetiporus sulphureus 93-53, 2396 nucleotides long. Its product is annotated as Metallo-dependent phosphatase. The record is from RefSeq and is a predicted model, not a curated record. The transcript has 22 exons. Gene Ontology annotation, molecular function: hydrolase activity. Lineage: Eukaryota; Fungi; Basidiomycota; Agaricomycetes; Polyporales; Laetiporaceae. The coding region runs from base 110 to 2248 and encodes 712 amino acids.
UUUACCUCUGAGCAUUGCCCCUGGACGCACGUUCAACGACGCACGUUCGACAGAAUGUUGGGCCACUCAGCUCCUAUUCUCGGAGUGUCUGCUCUGCUAUAUAUUUAGAAUGCCGUUGAAGAGACAUUUGUCGAGCGCAUCCUCUAGGUACUCGACAAAGCUCAGUAGCCAUCUGCUGCAGCAACUUGCCGCGAUGGGGAAAGCCUUGUUAACGCAUGCUGCUGCGCUCGCCAUCAUUCGAGCUACUUUUGCGCUUCCGCAAUCGAUCUCUGGCUUAGGUCCGUCGGCGUACACGGUGCCUGGAGCGUUCCCAACAUCGUUCUAUGCAUCUUACUACAACGAUCCCACCGCUACGUCUGCGGAGCCGCAGCCAGUGGUCUCUGAUCCAGUCACGAAUAAGGUUUAUCCGUAUUGGCUCACGAAUCCGGAUACCAUUCCUCAGGAAAAUGUCCUCGAAGCCCACCCGCUACCCCCACCGGCGACCUCGGAACUAUUCUUGGAAACGGCAUUCGCUCAGAUCGUCUCAAUCACAUCCAAUCCGGUGUUCGCAAACGACACCUGUGCGCAAUGCCAAGCCUCUUUGGAGGUGGCGAAGUUCUUAGCGAUGGCUGCUCCCGAACAAGUGCCGAAUUUGGCUGUACAGCUCUGCGACUACUUCGACUAUGAUACUACGCUGUCGUGCCAGCAGACCUACGGCAUCUACGCGCUUGGAUCGCCUAUCACACAGGUGUUGGCCUAUACUGAUGCAGGAGGAUAUGAUGGACAGUCGAUUUGCUCGAACUAUCUGGGUUUGUGCCCAUUGCCGCCGACCAGUCCCCUCAACUUGACGACUUGGUUCGCAAAGCCGAAGCCGAAUCCCCUGCCCCCGCCGAAACAGCCCACGGGAGAAAGGCUGAAGAUCCUGCAUAUCUCAGACUUCCACAUUGAUCCGCGAUACGCCAUCGGCUCUGAGGCGAACUGCAGCCAGUACCUGUGCUGUCGUCGACGAAGCUACAACGAGUACAGCCUGAACCAGAGCUCCCUGCCCGCUCCGCGCUAUGGCGCCUACAACUGUGACUCCCCUUUCACGCUGAUCGCUGCGGCUUUGGAGGCGAUCCCUGUCGUCUCGGGUACGAAUGCAGAAGCUGGUUUCAAUUUCACGAUCUAUACUGGUGAUCUUGUGCCCCAUGACCCGGAGAAUGAGCUGUCCAGGGAGUUCACGUUGUACGCCGAGACAGUUUUGUUUGACCUGGUCAAGAGAACGCUCAACACAGGCCCCAUGUACGCAGUACUCGGCAACCACGAUACCUAUAACGAAGCACAGAACAACCCGUACGACAUCCCGAGCGGGCUGUCUACGGAAGACGACUGGAAUUACGACUAUAUUGCUGCGUUGUGGGAACUGGAAGGAUGGCUUUCUCCGUCAGAAGCUCAACAAGCUCGCACGACGUAUGGCGCAUACUCAGUCCAACGUGGGGACGGUCUGAGAAUCAUCACGCUGAACACCGACUUCUGGUACAACGCGAACUACUACAACAAUAUCAACCUAACUUCGUCUGACAACUCCGGCAUGUUGAGGUUCCUGACGGACGAGCUGCAGGAUGCGGAAGAUGCCGAGGACCGAGUCUGGAUCCUGGGGCAUGUACCUAGCGGAUGGGAUGGCACUAAUGCGAUGAACAACCCGUCCAAUCUCUUCUAUCAAAUCGUCGAUCGGUUUUCUCCUCAUGUGAUUUCAACGAUAUUCUUUGGGCAUAAUCAUGAGGAUGAGUUUUCGAUCUAUUACGCCAACAAUGCGACGAAUAUCAGCGCAGAAACCGCGUUGGCUGUGUCAUGGAUCAUGCCGUCUGUGACUCCUUUGACAAACUUGAAUUCGGGCUUCCGAGUAUUAGAGGUUGACUCUGGGACGUUCGACAUCCUUGAUGCAUACACCUGGGCGGCAGACGUGAACACCUUCGGAGAACUCGAUGGACAGACGGAGAUUGGACCGACCUAUGAGUUGGAAUACAGUACCCGUGAGGCAUACGGUCAGACCAUCACCCAGUGGGGUCCUAAUGACCCGUUGAAUGCUACGUGGUGGCACUUGGUCACCGAAGCGAUGGAAGCUGACCCGUCUCUCGUUGAGCUGUUUAACACGUACCAAGGCAAGAGCUCGGUGAUGACUCCGCCCUGCACGGGAGAAUGUAUCCCCGCCAGGAUCUGCUACAUGCGAAGUGGCAGCGCGAGCAUCGCAUACCAGAACUGCCCCUCUGGCUACGGAUCUGUGCAGUGAGCGACUCAAGAAUCCCUCAACUAUGACGAAAUGUAUCGAGAGGACUGUGCUGUAGCCGUGUGUUCGUGGUUUAUAAACAUAUAACUGUCGAACAGUUCAAUGUUCACUUUGAAUGAUGCAAAUGGACGUGACUAGUGUUGGAUUGUGG